Messenger RNA from Elaeis guineensis (African oil palm), 2911 nucleotides. NCBI's taxonomy places the organism in Eukaryota, Viridiplantae, Streptophyta, Magnoliopsida, Arecales, Arecaceae. The record is from RefSeq and is a predicted model, not a curated record.
AUCACGCGCAAAGCCGAGGAGCCCAGGAACAGCAUCCAAGAGAGAGGCGAGACGGGAGGAAACGGGAGGAACUACUACUCGACGCCAAACCAAGCACCUCUUCCCAUUUCCCGCGAUCUCUUCCUCCUCGAAUCCCUCUCUCUCUUCUUCGGUUCUAAAUUCUAAUCCUUCUUCGCGCUGUGGUCAUGGAGUUGUUUUCCUCCCGAAACGUCCUUGGAGGUGGCCUUCAACUAAUCAUCGCCUUCUUCCUUGCCAUGAUCCUUGUUCCCUCAGUCAGAUCAGAAGUAUCAUCGGAUACAGUUCCCUUUAAGCGGUCCUCUAUUUUACCAAACCAAAGAGAUGCCAAAGGAUAUAGGCGUCUGCAAGCUUGUCAGAACUGCCGGAAUGAACAGGAACAUGGUUUCAGGACGGGCAGUUUGGCUGGGCAACUUGACUCCCGUGAACUAGAUGGGGGUGUUGAUAUAACUGUAACAUACAUAGAUUUUUUGGGUAAACUUCAAACAUUCAAGGUCAACUCAAGAAACCUGUCUUCUUCGUGGGUGUGGGAGAGUUCUUUUGGUGCAAACCACACACAAGCGAUGGUUGUGCUGAGGCGAGAAGGGUCAUCUCAAAAAAUUGUGAGUGGGAUACAGGACAAUGCUCAACCUUCUACCGAUCAAAAUCAACAAACUGCCCCUAUUAGCCCAAUGAAGCUUAAACGGCAGCAAUUACGACAGAAAAGAAAGGAAAUGCGAACUCAAGAGCUAAUUAACAUGAGCAAAGAAACUGAACUAGAGAUGCAAAGAGCAGCCAUUGAACGUACAAAGCAGUUUAAUAACAUAGUCCGGGGAAAAUACAGCAUAUGGAGGAAGGAAUAUAACAACCCUCACUCAGAUUCCACUUUGAAACUAUUGAAAGAUCAGAUUAUCAUGGCCAAGGUGUAUGCUGGCAUUGCCCGUUCCAGGAAUGUAUUUGAUCUUUAUGAUUCUUUGAUGAGACACAUCAAAGAUAGCCGACAAGCUAUUGGAGAUGCAAAUUCGGAUACUGAACUGCAUGAAAGUGCUCUUGAACGAGCAAAAGCAAUGGGCCAUGCUUUAUCUGUGGCAAGGGACAUGCUACUUGACACUGAUGUAGUGGCAAGAAAGUUACGGACCAUGGUCCAGUCUGCAGAUGAAAGCAUAAAUGCUGUGAAGAAACAUAACGCAUUCUUAGUCCAGCAUGCUGCAAAGACUAUCCCUAAACCGCUCCACUGCCUACCUUUACAGCUAACAACCGAUUACUUCUUGCACAACUAUACCAGCAAAGAACUAGCAGACAAGAACAAGCUUGAGGAUCCUUUCCUCUAUCACUAUGCUAUAUUCUCUGAUAAUGUUCUUGCAACAGCUGUAGUUGUCAAUUCUACUGUGAUACAUGCCAAAGAGCCAGAAAAACAUGUAUUUCAUAUAGUUACAGACAGGUUGAAUUAUGCUGCUAUGAGAAUGUGGUUCAUUGUCCAUCCUCCUGCACCUGCGGCAAUUAAUGUGGAGAACAUUGAUGAUUUCAAGUGGCUUAACUCUUCUUACUGUUCAGUUCUUCGUCAACUUGAGUCAGCCAGGAUUAAAGAAUACUACUUUAAAGCAAAUCAUCCAUCAUCUCUUUCUGUUGGGAAUGAAAAUAUCAAAUAUAGGAAUCCCAAGUAUCUUUCUAUGCUUAACCAUCUAAGGUUCUACAUGCCAGAAGUGUACCCAAAGCUUGAUAAGAUACUUUUUCUUGAUGAUGACAUUGUUGUUCAAAAGGAUCUGACACCGCUCUGGUCUAUAGAUUUGAAGGGGAUGGUGAAUGGUGCAGUUGAGACAUGCAAAGAGAGCUUUCAUAGGUUUGAUACUUACCUCAAUUUCUCGCAUCCCAAAAUCUCCGAAAAUUUUGAUCCACAGGCUUGUGGAUGGGCAUUUGGAAUGAACAUCUUUGACUUGAAGGAAUGGAAGAAGCGAAAUAUCACUGGAAUAUAUCAUUAUUGGCAAGACUUGUUACUGGGCAGAAUUCAAUUCCUGGGACUUUGUUUGCAUGGAAUUUGGGAAGUGAAAUAUAUUCUACUAGUUGAUGGAUGUGUUGCUAGGUGAUGGGUGAUGGGGACGAGUGCUGAAUAUUAUGAAGAAAGUUGUCAUUUUUGUUAUGAAGAAAGUUGUCAACUCCAUGCAUUUUUUCCUUGAGACUGCAUAUUUUUCUGGUGUGUCAUAUAGCUUUUUGUUCCUUCUAUUUCCUUUUUUUUUCUCCUGGGUGCAUGUGUGGGGGUUGUUGCACUACAAAGUCCUCUUCAAAAUUAGUUCAUGUUUCAGAAGUUUAAAGCUUUGAGAUUCUGCACGUCUGUUGUGUAAAUUGCAUUGUAGGUGGUGGCAUAUAUUGUUUCUUUUCCCUUGAUAACCAGGCAAGACUACAUGUAUAAUCCUAGAAAGUUAUCAUUGUAGUUUUGAUCUAAUUGCAAUCAUGCUUUCUUGGGGAAAUUCUGUAUCGUUUUUUCGAAAUUCUCUACCGUCAUAUCUUGAACAAAUGACAUGUUGGCUAUAUUCAUGCCAGCAUAUGCUCAUGCCUGAGGGCUUGUUUGGAUGUGUGAAGAAAAUUGCUUCUUGGAGAGGCAUAAAAGAGAAUCUGAAGGGGUUUGGGAAGUCCGUUGAUCUCCAUAUAUCAGAAGGGGUGGGGGAAGAGGCAUGGAAGAAGUUGAAGGGAUUUGGUGAUUUCUAUUAAAAAUGGGAAUUGGGGAAUUGAUGGACUUCCUGAUCCUUCCAGCUUAUCUUUCUAUGCCUGUUAAGAUACAGGUUCUCACUUCACUUGGCAGAACAAAGGAAUAGCCGGUUCAUGCAUUGGAGCAGACGCUAAAGUUUAAUUUUAUUGUUCCAUGAAUAUCUGAUGUGAUUGACAUGGGUACAGCAUGCUUGUGCAAUGUUAUAUCUAACAU